Penicillium waksmanii is the source of this 2388-nucleotide messenger RNA. RefSeq lists its product as uncharacterized. The coding region runs from base 1 to 2388 and encodes 795 amino acids. The transcript has 2 exons. The record is from RefSeq and is a predicted model, not a curated record. NCBI's taxonomy places the organism in Eukaryota, Fungi, Ascomycota, Eurotiomycetes, Eurotiales, Aspergillaceae.
AUGCCGACCGUUCAGCCUCUUCCCCCUGCCUCCAUCGCAGCGGCGUCGACCAAGUCGACCCAGUCGGCACCACCGGUCGCCUUUCAGCGCCCAGUCCCACGUCCACGCUUUUGGACCACCCCCGUCCCACGACAAACCCAAGCCAUGGGAUAUCAUCGCAAUCUAUCACCAACCGGCGGAAAAGGCCAUCUGUCUGGCCCGCGGUCUUCCACUGGCAUGGUCCAGCUCCCCUCUUCUGCUUCCUACGAUCCCUACGAAGGCCCCAGACGCCACUUGGAUUAUGACGAUUAUUACCCCUCAGAUGUUGGCUAUGGUGCCCACCGCUACCAGCCAAGACACCGCUCAACCGUCGACAUCCAGCCGACCUCCUCCCAGACAUACCGUGACUCUGGCCACUCCAAGAGACGCACAGAGUAUGCUAUUCAGCCUCACAGCUCGAGUCAGAGCCAGCCUCAGACUCGGCACAGUCGCAGUCGCAGCAACACCACUACUUCUGCAACAGACCUGCAUAAUCAACCGCUGCGUAUUGCCGUGCCCUCGGGCUCCCAUCUUCGUCCGGCUACCGCAGGUCGGAUUGCCAGUCCUCUUCUCACGGAAUCCGGCCAUCUCGUCCAAUCGCCUUCUCACCAUGGCGGUCAUCACCGUCGGGUCUAUAGUAACACAGACUAUGCAAGCGAUACUGGUCGCUUAGAAUCCCGCGAGAGUGACAGACAUCGAUCUCACGGCUCGCGGCAGGUCCACCCUCCGCCCGGACAUCGACGAUACCCUCCAUACGAUGGCCUCAAGAAGGGCGAUGACAUUGAUAAAUAUGAUGCAUACUCGUAUACUACCCCGCGAGAGCAAUUCGACCGGGACUACCCCGUCAAACCCCGCCAUCCCGCCACUAGGUCUUCCGUUGACCGGCCUUCCAGUAUGAACGUGAUGGAGGAGCAUCCGCAGUAUAUGCCUCGCAAGGAGCGCCAACAUGGCCCUCCCCCUACCUCCUGGGGGUUUGACAAGAUUGAGCGCGAGGGACGACCCCACAGAGAUUCCUCCCGGACGAGAGAUACCUCUCGGACUCGAGACACAUCUCGAACUAGGGGCAGUGGUCAUGACCGUUCGUUGGUCGUUAGACCUCAUGAUUCAGAUGACGGCUAUGAGUCUUACAAUGAUCCCCAUCGUCGCUCCCAUCAUGGCCGGUCGCACCGCGAUAAAGACCGGCAUUCUCGAGAUGAUCGCUCCCCGCGGCCUCACAACGGCAAUGGUGAUAUGGCAAUGGCAACGGCCGGUCUAGCAACAGCUGGACUGGGAACGGCCGCUUUGGGCGCUGGCUACUCUGACCUGUCGGACUACGAUCACCGAUCGAGAAAUCAGCCUAGACGCUCGCACGACCCGGAGCGUGACUACGAAGCUCCCAAGCAUUCAUCCCGAGACCUUACCACCAGAGGCCUCGAUGUUGCAGCUCCAUCGGAUCCCGAGAGAAAUAAGCAACAAUAUGUAGAGCCGGGCGACCACCACCGCAGUCGGCCCCGCAGGCGCUCGGGACGUCGCUCAGAGAGUGACUCCGAGGGAUACACAGAUGAUGAUGACCUUCGGAAAUACCGUCAUGAACCAUCUGCUACUGCUCGUCGCCGACACAGCAGCACCGAUACGAGCAGCGGCGAUGAGCGAUCCAGGCGUCAGCCUCGAGACCGUUCCCGUUCCCACCACCGGUCUUCUCGGUCACAGCGCAUGCUGGAGGAUCAUCGCUCAAUUGUGUCUUCCCACCCCUCCCCCUCCCAGAGCAGAGACGACGUGAGGAAGCCUAUCACCGUCGAGCCUGCCGCACAAAAGGAGCCAGAAUCUGCACCUAGGGGUAUCCUGAAGGCCCCCCGCCAGAGUUUCCCCGAGGAGCCCAACCCAAUCAGAGAGGGUGUGGCUCCCUUGAAGGAUGCCAACAAGCAGGGUAUUCCGCCUGAUGCGCGGUGGACAAAGAUCGAUCGGAGAUUGGUGAACCCGGAGGCAUUGGACGCAGGAAAUGAGCGGUAUGAAAACCGAUCGGAGUAUGUCAUUGUGUUGCGGGUAUUGUCAAAGGACGAGGUCCAGAUGUAUGCUGUAAAGACUCAGGAGAUCCGAGAUGCCCGUCAUAAGGAACAGAUCGAGGACAAGCGUCGACGAAUGGAGGAGAAGCAACGCCGCGGUCACCGUGGCGCCGAAUCGUCUAGCGACGAUGAGGAUGAAGGAGACGAGCCGUUGAAGAUUGAGGCGCCCCCAGUUGAAGAGCAGAGGCCCGCUCUGCCAACGCGCCCUCAUCCUUCCCAUGCCCAUCCUUCCCAUACCCACCCAUCACAUCCCCAUCCAUCGCAUUCGCAAAUGCACAUCCCCGAGCCCGAGAGAGUGAGAAUGAGCCCUUCCGCUGCGCCGGCGUAG